Messenger RNA from Trichosporon asahii var. asahii CBS 2479, 687 nucleotides. RefSeq names its product MarR family transcriptional regulator. Bases 1 to 687 code for a protein of 228 amino acids. Gene Ontology annotation, molecular function: N-acetyltransferase activity. The transcript has a single exon. Lineage: Eukaryota; Fungi; Basidiomycota; Tremellomycetes; Trichosporonales; Trichosporonaceae. The record is from RefSeq and is a predicted model, not a curated record.
AUGACGUCGAAACCAACAAUAGCAUUGCGCGACCUCCAACCCGGCGACCUGGGCUACGUCCUCCAACAACAUGGGGAGCAGUAUUGGACCGAGUACGGGUGGGACCAGGAAUUCGAGCGGCUCGUCGCGCGUGUCCUGGGCGAGUUUUGCCCGGGGCCGCGGGAGAGGGGAUGGAUCGCGACGGUCGAUGGGCAACGCGCUGGCUGUGUGUUUCUCGUCAAGGCGCCGGCAAGGGAGACUGAGCCCGUAGGGCACGUAGCGUCGGGUGAUGCGCCGGGGCACGAGACCUCCUCCACUCCUGCUACGACCUCACCACCAGCCGCCGGGUCCUCGGCCACCGUCGGGCACUCGACCGCCGCUGAGCUCGCCGCUGAGCCAUCAACGACCCCAUCAACGGCCCCACCGACACAACGGGGCAAGAGAGAAGAAGGGGACAUGGCCAAACUGCGUCUAUUGUUGGUGGACCGCAAGUAUCGCGGCCUCGGCCUCGCCUCCCUGCUCGUUGACGCCUGCCUGUCCUUCGCGAGGGAGAAGGGGUACCGCGGCGUCGAGCUGUGGACGCACGCCAACCUGACGGCUGCGAGGGGGAUGUAUGCCAAGCGAGGCUUUGCCAAGGUGAACGAAGAGCCGUACAGAGGUUUGGGCGGGCAUGCGCUCGUGGCGGAGGAGUGGGAGAUGUUCUUCUAG